Molecule: messenger RNA, 8930 nt
Organism: Anthonomus grandis grandis
Lineage: Eukaryota; Metazoa; Arthropoda; Insecta; Coleoptera; Curculionidae
Gene: Patronin
Product: patronin
Exons: 30
Coding region: 322-5583 (1753 amino acids)
Biological process (GO): cytoplasmic microtubule organization; negative regulation of microtubule depolymerization; neuron projection development
Cellular component (GO): microtubule minus-end
Molecular function (GO): microtubule minus-end binding; calmodulin binding; spectrin binding
Source: RefSeq, a predicted model, not a curated record
UUUUUCCUCGUCAGCCGCAUCGACAAAAUCUUUGCGAUCAUCGCUUUAAUCGGGGAUCGCAUUCGUGGUAUCUCGCGUUAGACUUGUUAACUUCUAAAGUUACGGUAGUACCUUAUGUGGUUUGCUGCGUGUAGGCUUUGCAAUAAUUAAUAUUUUGUCGUAAUAAUAGAUGAAGGUGGUCAACGAUGUUUAUGUAUAUGUAAGUUUUAUUUUAUUGUUGUACCAUCUGCUCAUCUAGUACAAUAUAUCAACUAUCAUUAUGAAUAAUCUAAAAUAAGUAUACGUGUGAAUAAAAAUGGGUGUGUAUUAGUUACCAAAAUAAUGGUCCUAACAGUAACCAGUGUUAGUCCCUUUGCCAGUUUUGGAUUACAAAAGGAAAACCACAGUAGUGGAGUUGGCGUCUCUUUGGUUACGUAUGCUGCCAAACAAAGAGCAUCUAUUAAGUGGCUACUAUCCAAAGCGUUUAACAAUAAAGUACCAGAAAACAUCCGAGAGCCGUUCUAUCAAGAUCAUGAGAACCAAGACCACCUCAAACCUCAAAUUGCGGGAGGCUUGGCUAACGCAGAAAUCUACUGUCGCGCAUUGGCAAACAUCUACUCCGACCCAAACUACCAUAACCUCAACCAUUGGGCGAUUUUGCAGACAUUGGCACGUAAAAGUGCACACAUCCCGGAGCCAUCUGACGGGUCACAGCUUACGGAAACCACUCUUAUUCAAACGAAUCCGCUAAGAAUGAGUGCCCAUAUGGCAGUGAUCGAGUCUAUAAUGAUCCUGUACGCCCGGGAAGUUGUAACCAGCGAUCGAGUAGUAGCAGCAGUGCAGAGAUUUAGCCACAGCCGAGGAGCACCGCCACGUCCAAUAUCUAGUCACGAACAAGGCGCCCUCUCGUGGAUUCAACAUGCUUGUGACGCUUUAAGAGAGAGGAUAGAACAAGAGUCGGGUGGUGUUGUUAAUGGAGGAGAGGGUGACCGUUUGAAACCACCGGAUUUCUCGCCAUGUCGAGAUUUGAAAGACCUUUGCGACGGUGUAGGAAUAGCGACAUUAGUGGCGUAUUAUUGCCCAGACGAACUCCCAUGGACCGAUAUUAGGAUUUUGCCGGUACCGUCUGUACAGGACAGCAUACAUAAUUUAAGGCUCGUCAGGGAUUUUUGCUUGCGCUGUUUACCCGCUUCAAUUUUUCAUCUACAACCUGAAGACAUUACUUAUUUAAGAGACUCCAUGAGACUAAACCUGAUGGUCUUUUUAGCAGACCUUUUUAACGUAAUGGAAAUCCACCCAGUGAGUUGUGUUCGUGAUAAAUUCAAUGGCGAGGGUUUCCCUACGCGCAACGCGCACGGGGUUGCGCACAAGCGCAAUCUAGUGCAUCCGGUCGUUGCUCCGAUACCAGAUCUGCGCAGUAGCCUGGAUGACCCUAACAACACUCUCUCCUUUCAAGUGUCAAAGACGCCUGCACACCUGCCAUUAAGAAAAUCCAAUUCGUUGCAACAGAGUCAACAGACGUUAGUUUCUGAAUUCAGUGAAGACAGUUUAAGAAGAGGAUCGGAGGAGUCAUUCGUCGUUCAUAGAGGCAAAAGUAUUCCUACAUUACGAUCAGUACUCGCUGAUGAUCCGUUGAUUCCAGCUAGGUUGAAGGUUAAUAAAGAACGACAAAACAAUGACAGUAAAUCAGACGAAAGAGGGGAAAUUCCGGCCGGUAGGCCGAGUAACUGGGAAGAAAAUAAGAAGAGCACUUUUGCAGGAAGAAGGAGUAGGAGAAACUCGACAACCGACGACUCUCAACUUACCAUCGAAAACUUUGGAGGCAGUCAGGAUAAUUUAAAUUUUAUAGGAAGGAAUCCUGAUAAAGAGCUAACAAUACACGUGGGUCGAAAAAUAUCCGCUCCAAAUUUUCCCAUGCCAGUGGAACAGAACGCACCGGUCCGAUCUACAUUGCAGGAUGCCAAGGGUUCUUUUCGCUUGGGUUACGAUAACGGCUGCGAAGAGAAGCCGGACGACGGCUCGGAAAAAAUACGACUUAAACGGCAGAUGAGCAGCGACGAUAUCACUAUGAAAAAGAACAAUUUAAUUAAAGACUUGGUAGAUGGGGAUAUUAAUAAUCGAAUGAGUUUUGCAGAUUUAGGAAAACAAAAACUUAUAGGUGAGAACAAAGGAAUACAAUUAGUAUACAUGAAUGAUAAAGAAGAGCAUCCCAUAAAAUCCAGUAUUUACAAUCAAGGAGGCGGAGGAGGGGCAGUAGGUAGUACAAACGGUGGCAAUUCAGAGAAGAAAACGUCGUUUGCAGCGUUACCAAAUCAAACCACGUGGCAGCAACAAGUGAAUAACGUCCAAAGCUUCGCCAAUAGUAGUAAUAGUCCGGAAAGUGGCUCUAGUAAUAUUAUGAAUUCUCAGCUUAAUGAUAUUAGGUUAAAAUUAGAAGAAAAACGUAGGCAUAUAGAAAGUGAAAAACGUAGAAUGGAAGUGGCCAUGAAUAAGCAACGCCAAAAAGUGGGAAAGGCUGCGUUUUUGCAGGCUGUAUCUAAGGGAAGAGGUAAUUUACUUAAAUCACCCUCAAAUGAUGCUGCCGAGUCCCCGAAAGACUCGGCGGCAGACAACCGAGACAAACAACCGAGUAUCACCCCUUCCCCAGCAUCCGUCCUUGCGUCCAGGCCUCAGAGGCCAUUUACUUUGCAGGAAAUAACAGACGACGCGUCUCAUGUCGAAAAAAAGUGGUUAGACGACGCCACACCGUUUAUUGAAACCAGACGAACACCAGAUUUAGAAAACAUGGAUUUGGAAACUUACCAGCAAUCCCUAGCUCAAAUGAAUUCUAGUCUCUCGGAUAUCCAUUUGGACAUCCAACGCUUGGCAGCUCAACAAAAUCAAAUGCAAGCGCAACAACAAGAAAAACUAAUUGCAGAACAGCAACGACAAAUUAUGCAGCUACAACAGCAAAACCAGUUCCAAACUAUGCAAAGGCAGCAGGCGUCACCUCCUCAAACUCAAUACUAUCAACCUCAAAAAUAUCAUUCACAAACUUACCCUAAUCCCUUGCAAUCAUCUGUCAGUGCCCCGCAUAUUCCGCAAUCGUAUUAUUCGUCCCAAUCGAGAAUACCCGAGCAGCAGUUUUUCCUCCACGAGAAUCCACCGCCUCCUGCAGCUGCUACACCUCCCAGAAGGACCUGGGGACAGCCUCAACAUAUGCAUCAGCCUCAGGUAGAUCCUUAUGCACCACAACAACCCGAAUUAAGAACGUGGGCUAAACCGCAAGCCAUAGGACCCUCGGAAGGUGGAUCUGAAGGUUUUGUUUUACAUCAUACCACAGAUCGAUUUAACGAAUCCCGCAAUGAAAAUCGUUUCCAUGAAUCUUCAAUUCGACCCAUAGAUAAUAGAUACCAAAAUGGCGACCAGGAAAAAGCAUUAAACCAUUCAAAUAGUUUCACUUUGAGCCAAAGGCAUUUGGAGCAGAGCCAUUUCAACACAUCUCAUAGCACACCUUCGGCAUCCCCACUACACCGUAGCAGCGUCCAUCGGCAAAUCUCACAGUUAUUGGACAAUGCGACCGUAUCGAAUAAAAGGCAGCAGGCGUCGUCUCCGGUCAGUUUGCAGGCUAUUGAUUCCGUGGGAGGUGCCACGAGAGAACGAAAAUCCAGUGUAACGCAUGCGCCAGUGGCUGCUCCUCCCGCUGAUGACAUGGAACCGCAAAAUAUUUCAUUUAUUGGUAACAGUGACGAUGCGGCUCUUACUGAAAGUCUUAGCAAAUUAAACAUAACAUCAGGAAGCCGCACUUAUCGCAUUCCGUCGCCGACGCGACCUUUAAUUUCUCGAAAUUUACCAUUCCAACCGUCCCCCUCUCCACCAAUUGUUGAUCCGUCGCCACCCCCUCAAGCGCAGGUGAGCAGUUUGGAUGGAGAUCCUAGUGCCGAAAAAGGUUUUUAUAUUAGUUUUGACGAUGAUCAACCGAAGAGGCCAAAACCUGCUUUAAGAAGUAAAAGGAAUUCGCCAAAGAAAGAACGGAGUUACGUGGAAACUCCUGAUGAAGCAACUGAAAGGCGGUUGGCUCAAGCUAGGUUGGAUAAAAAGAAGCUGCUUGAAAGGGAAUUAGAGGCAGAGAGAAUUAAGAGGGAGGAGGAAGAAAAUAGGGAAUUCCAAAUACAGUUAGAAAAAGAUAGAAUGAAAGCCAGACAAGAAGCUAGUCAAGAAAGGCAGAGGGUGGCCGCUGCCAGUGCUUUAGUUAUAGGUGAACAAAAUGAUACGGACCCAGAUCUAGUCGAUGAAAGGGAAAGGAAAAAAGAAAAAAUUAUGAUGUUAUCGUUGCAAAGGCGACAACAGCAAGAAGAAGCCAAAGCGCGAAAGGAGGCUGAACAGCAAAGAAGAAAAGAAGUUGAAAAGGAGAAAGAAGAGGAAAAAGCGAGAAGAAAAGAAGAGCAGGCGGCCAGAAGAGCCGCCAUUUUUGAGCAGUACAAGCUUAAAAAAGCUAUUGAGGAAGCUGAAAGAGAGGGCAAAACUAUCGACAGACAGGACUUAAUGUCUCUAAAACCAGCUCCGAAAAUGCGAGCGAAGGGAGCAACAAGGCCCAGACCAAAAACCAUUCACAUCGAUAGCGGUUCCGUCCAGUUAGCAGAAGGAAUGUCCAGUCGAGGCAGAAAAGGUUCAACGUCGAAUCUAACAGCUUAUACCCCUUCCAGUAUGAAGCGCGAUUACUACCGAGGUUCUCAGGAUAGUUUGGCUGAUCGCAGCGUUAGCAGUAAUAUGCUUUAUAAAGACUCUCCUGAUGACAGCCACGAUAUGUCAUCGCCAUGUCACAGUGCUCAUCAAACUUUAGGCCGUCGUAGCUCUUAUAAAACGAGCCGAGACCCGUCACCUGCCCAGAACCGCGGCAGAUCAAAGAUAUCGACAUAUCAAAACUUUAAGGGCCGCAAGUCAAGCUCGUUGAUGAAUUUGUACGGUUCAAGCACUGACCAAGACAGCAUGGCGUAUCGUUUUGGGGACACCGAUUCAGGGCUGGGUCGCGCAACUCCACCCCGCAGAGCGCCCUCGCCCGGCAUGGGUCUGCGUCAUUUGCCCUCGCCCUCAGGGCCCGGCAGCCUCCCAGGAUUAAUGACUAAAGGACGCCGUGUUUUUGACGACGGGUCUAGUGAUAUUAGUUCUACGCCGAGUAGCAUGAUGGAUUAUACAGGUCCUAGAUUGUAUAAACAACCGACAACAAAAUCCAACAGGAGCAUAAUGUUGAACGCCGUCGAGUAUUGCGUCUUCCCUGGAGUGGUAAAUAGAGAAGCGAAGAAGCGAGUCCUCGAGGAGAUCAAUCGAUCGGAAAGCAAACAUUUUCUAAUUCUAUUUCGGGACGCCGGCUGUCAGUUUAGAGCUCUCUAUUCCUAUUGUCCUGACACCGAGGUGGUCUCCAAGUUGUAUGGUACAGGUCCGAAGCUAGUUAAUGAUAAAAUGUUCGAUAAAUUUUUUAAGUAUAACUCAGGUGGAAAAUGCUUCUCUCAAGUACAUACUAAACAUCUGACAGUAACUAUAGAUGCCUUCACAAUCCAUAAUUCCUUGUGGCAAGGUAAAAAGGUAAAUCUGCCAAAUAAGAAGGAUAUGGCUCUCGUCGUUUAAUGAAAUUUUAAGCACCCUUCCCCCUAAUUGUUAUUAAUUAUUUAUCUUUUUCUUACUUUAAAGCUUUAUUAAAACUUUUUAAAUAUAAAUAUGUAAAACCGGUAGUCUAUAUAGGAAUUUUAUGAGUAUACAACUAAAUUGAUUGAUUUUUUGUUAAUUUUCAUUGCCUUAAUAUGUUUUUUAUUUAUUCUACUGGUACACAGGGUGUUGGUCGGAUUUGAGUGGCAUGUUACUAAUAUCGUUCAACACAGACCAAAAUUUGUUAUUUAAUAAUUUAGACCGAUUUCUGUUCGCAACGGCAUUUUGCACUUUUUUUUGAAAAAACACCCUAUGUAACGAGGCAAUGAUGCAGUCUGAGAUAUUAGCAAGUAUUAAUUUUUUUACCCUGAAGUCUUUUUUUUGUACAUGUGCCUUUUUGUAUUUAAAUCGGGUUGGGACAAUAACAUUUAUAGUAAAGACAAUAGAAAAAUGUUACAUAAAUAACCUUAUUUUUAAAAACUUAAACGUCCAAUUUUCACGUUCGUUAAUAUUAAAUCUGCACUAUUCCUAACUUCUUCUUUCUUAAAAAUACGUGUAUAUUUAAAUUAGCAAAGUAGGAGCAUUUUUUCUGCUGAUUAACAUUGACACUCGCACAAAUUUAUAAGUUAUAACAAAAGUAUAUCUUUUACAUAAGACAUUCUGUCUUAUUACAGCAAUCAAGUAGUUUAGUGACAUAGUUUCGUUUCUAUAAAUUUUAUCUGUAACAUAAAUCCAACAGGUAACAACUCCAGUCAGGUAAUCUUAGAGGUCAACGAACUGAUACUGAUAUUAAACUCUUAUAGAAUUCUUUGAAGAAGGAUGGGAGAUUUUAAAAAGAUGGCAAAUAUUCUGAACAUCAGCUUACUGAAACAAGUUACCUGAAAAUGUGCUUAUUUAUUCUUACAAUAAUCACAGACAUAACCAAGAAGGAAUGUAAUGAAAGUACAAAAGGCAGCUACCAAUUUUUACGACCAAUUUAUUACAUGCUGAUAUUUCUUUAAUUAUUUACUUAAUAUUGUUUUGGGCCAGCGUUUAAAGUUUCUUUCACAGAACAAAAUCAAAAUACACAUUUUUAGUAUACAAAACAAACAUCUGAAUGGCACGUAGACUAUUAAUGUAAUCUACAUGUGGUAUUUACUACCGCCACCUACGAACGAAUGUUUCUGUUAUUAUCCGCUGUAACAGCACUUGGUCCUUGUAUCAGGAUACUGGCAUUUACUUUAAAAUUACAUUAAUACUUUUAUAUUUCAAAUUAAACUGAAGUAAAUACAUAACUUCCUACACUAAGGAUUAGUUCUUACCUAGUAAAGGACUCCCCACAGUAUAAACACAAAUUGAUGCAGGAUUCCAUGAUGACUAUAUAAACCGCUAGAUCGGAAGGUCUCCCCUAUGCCAAGACCAACCUGUCAAAGGCAUUGGUUCUGGAAACUACGAAAGCGUCUUCUAUGGUUCUAGGAAAACAUUGCUGUCAUAAACCGCGCGUUUCUAUAUAUGUAAUCGCUACAAAUUAUUGAAUACAAAUUAAUAAAAUAUUAUUUAGGAUUAAAGUCCGGUUCAUAGUAAUGCAUCUGUCUCGUGGAAUUUUGUAUUUGUUUUAAUUAAGUUUUCUUCGCUUUUGAAUCAGGUUGGACACUAAAAUUAAAAUUAAGUUAAUUUUGAUUUUGUUUGACUAUUUUAUAAAUUCACAGCUUCCUAAACUUAUGCAGCAAAUUAUUUAUGUGGAACUCAUAGGAGCCUAUGCACCGCUAGACCGGGCGGACUAUCCUAAAAGUAAAAAUAUAGUGUCCAUUAAUUUUAUAGUGGGGUGUACAGGAUAUUUUAUCUAAAAAUAUGAUUUUUUUUAAAUAGUUUAAAAGUGUACCAUUUUAGUCAGUGGUUAAUAAGCAUCUGAAGAAUUUUGCUAAUUUAACUAUUCUCGUAUUAAAAAGUUAGCAAAAUAGCAGAUUAUUUGUUUAUUUAUUUAUUAGUUUAGACAGCGUUGAUAUCUCUACUUUUUUACUUGCAAAUUAUUUUCUUAUACACUUUAUUUAUUUGCAAAGAACAAUAUAUUCUUUCAAACUCUCCUGGCAUAAUUUAAAAAAUUAGGUUAUUUAUUUUAAUUUAUUCUGUUAUUUAUAACUUGAGCGUUUUUAGUUGUUUGCCCAACUCUAUACAAGUUAAGUGUAGUUUGUUUUUAUUGAUUUUUUUACUGUUCUUUAUUUGUGCCAACUGAUCCCUAAUGGACCUCGCAAAUUUUACGUAUAUUAUGAUAAAUAAUACUUAAUAUAUAAAAAGUAAUAUUGAUUUUCUUGUUUUCUUUUGUGGUUUUUAAAAGAAUUUAUAUAAAAGCAAUUAUCUACAUUUAUCAAGGACGUCUUAAACGGUAACAUUCUUUAUACAGCAUACUUUUAUAUAAAUAAAUAAAUUGUUUAGGUAUAUCCUACCUAAAAUAUUUAUUUAUUUGCUAUUUAAAAACUUAAAAAGAAACCCAAAUAUUUUAAGAAAUUGCAAAUAAAAAUGUACGAAAACCGUUUAUAGAUUCAUAUUUUUAGUACUGUCCAAAGUUAUUUUUACAUAUUUUUAAUAUUCAAAUAUAACAUUACUAAAAAGUUCAAAUAGUUUCUUGUCUCUUUUUUUAUAUUAUACAGUAUAUUUCCUAAUUAAUUAAUUAGGAAACCAAAAAGAAAUUGCAUUAAAAAAAAUCACAUAUUUCUAUUACUUUGAGAUCAAGAGUAUUUGAUGUGUAAAGAUUGUUAUGUACACCAUUUGUAAAUUAACUUCGGAAUCAAUUCUUUGAAUAAAUUUAUGACAAUCAUGUCUAAAGUAUGGUAGAAGCAAAACUAAACUUAAUAACUACCGCCCUAAAGUGCUUGGGUUGGGUUGGGUUGAGCAAACGAUUUUAGUGAUAGAGAUCGUAAAUGAGUAAAGUUUAUGUUCUGUUAAUAUUCUUGUGGAAGAAUUCUGAAUUAAUUUUGGAAGUCAAAUUUAAAUAAGUACUCGUUUAGGUUUCAAUAUAAUUUAUUGAACAAAAAGAAUAAAUUUACCAGUUUUGGUUGUCGCCUGAAACUUGUUCUAGAAUAUGCUUUGCUAGACCUGCAAAACAUUAUUUCCGGGUUAUAUAAACUAACCAUAUUACAUUUAUACAAAAGAGAUUUUGACACUGAAUCUAAUAUAUUUUCUAGACGAACUGUAUGCCAUAGUUUAAAGUCUAACUGCCCAUAAAUCAUAUAAUUUAGUUCUAUUUUAUCGCCUUACACUGUUUACUUAUUUAUAUAAUAUAUAUCUAUUAUAAACGUAAACUUUGCGAUGGUCCUUAAACGCAAAUCUGUAAAAAAAAACCCUAAGAAAAA